GUUCCGGCGGGGAGCGGGGAGGAGCGGCGUGCCGAGCCAGGCGGCGGCGGUCUCGGGAGCAGCCCGGAGCCCGGGGAGGCAGCGGGGUGCUGCUGGUGGGGACGCGGGGGGUGGUGGCGGCCGGGCCCGGCCGGGCCGGGCCGUGCUCGGCGUCCCCGCCAUGGAGAUGGAGAAGGAGUUCCACCGGCUCGACCAGGCCGCCAGCUGGGCCGCCAUGUACCAGGGUAUAUACAUAGAAGGAAACUGACAGUUACGGAGAAUGCAGUAUUUGCCACGUGCCGAGUGAUGUUAAAUUCAAACAGAAAUAGUCCCUGACAUCAGGCAUGAAGCCAGUGAUUUUCCAUGUAAAGUGGCCAAACAUCCCAGAAACAAAAACAGAAAUAGGUACAGAGAUGUCAGCCCCUUUGAUCACAGUCGAAUUAAGCUAAACCAAGGUGACAAUGACUAUAUCAAUGCUAGUUUGAUAAAAAUGGAAGAGGCCCAAAGGAGCUACAUCCUUACCCAGGGACCUUUGCCAAAUACUUGUGGUCACUUUUGGGAGAUGGUUUGGGAACAGAAAAGCCGUGGUGUUGUCAUGUUGAACAGAGUGAUGGAAAAGGGAUCCGUAAAGUGUGCGCAGUACUGGCCACGGAAGGAAGAAAAAGAAAUGUUUUUUGAAGAUACAAACUUGAAACUAACCUUGAUAUCUGAAGAUAUAAAAUCGUAUUACACAGUACGACAGCUAGAAUUGGAAAACCUUACAACGCAGGAAACUAGAGAGAUUCUGCACUUUCAUUAUACUACGUGGCCUGACUUUGGAGUCCCGGAGUCACCUGCUUCAUUCCUCAAUUUCCUCUUCAAAGUGAGAGAAUCUGGCUCACUUAACCCUGAGUAUGGACCCGUUGUGGUGCACUGCAGUGCAGGAAUCGGAAGAUCGGGAACUUUCUGUUUGGUUGAUACAUGUCUUCUGCUGAUGGACAAACGGAAAGAUCCUUCUUCUGUGGAUGUUAAACAAGUUCUCCUAGAAAUGAGGAAGUACAGAAUGGGACUUAUACAGACAGCAGAUCAGCUUCGUUUCUCCUACUUAGCUGUUAUUGAAGGAGCAAAAUUCAUUAUGGGAGAUGCUUCAGUGCAAGAACAGUGGAAAGAGCUCUCCAAUGAAGACCUGGACCCACCACCGGAACACACCCCACCACCUCCCAGACCACCAAAGCGAACCUCAGAAAUGCACAAUGGAAGGAUGCAUGAACAUGCGGAAUUCUUUCCUAAGCAUGAAGUGGCAGAGGAAGAGAUUAGUUGCUCAGUCAGCACUGUGGAAGAGAUGGUUCCAGAUGGCAGAGCUUGUUCGUCUGUGCCAGUGAUCACGGACAGCACUAGUCAAGACACUGAAAUUCGGAGGAGAACUGUUGGUGAAAAUCAGCAUCUCUCGCCCCACAAAGAAGAGUCGAUGAAGUCAGACAACUUAGAAGAGGAUGAUGAGAACAUGAUGACAACUUGGAAGCCAUUUCUAGUGAAUAUAUGCAUGUUCACCUUCCUCACAGCAGGGGCUUAUCUUUUUUACAGGGUAUGUUUUCAUUGAUGGACAUGCCAGCACGAAUGACCCUGCAGAAAACACCAACGAUUUGAUCGGUUUGUAAUAAGCUUCUGUGAAAGAAAGCUAAUUGAGGCAUCGGAGCCUUGUCUCAGUGGAGGUAGAUCUUAGGUUACAAGGCUGGAACUUUGGUUAGGGCUUAAGAGAGAAUUGAUGCACUAGGGUUUUAUCUAGCCCUGUGGUCCCAAGAACAUAAUAUUCUAAUCUCAGGGCCUUAAAAUAUUCAGGAGUAAGCAAAGAAAAUGCCAAAUAGUCUGUUUUCCUUUUUUUCUUUUUUUUAAACUAAGUAAUAGAAUUACAACACAUUGUUGUUUUUAGCCUUUUUUAAAAAGCCAGUUCUUUUUCUUUCAUGUUUCAGAAAAACUAGGCACAAGUGAAACUUGCUUGUACUCUCCAAGUGUUGUAACCAAAUACAUGAGUUAUAUCGAUGAGUUCCCCCCAAAAAAGAAAAAUAAACCCACAUACCUGAAGAAUGUAAACUUUUUGAAGGGGGGGAGGGGGGGGCAGUUGUGGUUGGGUGUUUUUUUAGUUUUGUUUUGUAACUUGCUUCAUCUGUUAAAGACUGAGUUGUGGGCAGUGCCUGUGGUAUUGAUAUAUUUAAUCUUGGCAUAACUGUUCUUAAAGAGCUUAUUGUUUUACAUGUGUUUAUAGAAACAGGCUUCUGCAUUUGCUCAGGGUAUCCCAACAUGUCAAGCUCUUUUUUCGUUUUUUUUUUUCUUUUUUUUUUGGAAAUAAGUGUAUCUUCUCAUUGACUUUUGUUGCACUCUACUUGCACAUAUGUCUAUUUACAUUGCACCAUCCUUUGUAAAGCUGUUUUUACUUUUAUAUUCUGGGUUAGGAGAAGGUGAGGGGAGGGAGAGAAACGGGAAACGGAAUUCAACCAAAACAUGUCCACCAGCAUUUUGCAGCUGUUUAGUUGGCAUUGAGAAGGACCAGUUCUUAAACCUCAUCAUUUGGAAUGUAAAAUGCAGUUUCACUCUACAUCUGUACAUCUGCUUCAUAAGGAAUAGCAUGCUUCCUCCAGCGGCUGGAGAGGUAACGUGCUCAGAGGCAGUGCGGGUAAUGAACAGGAAGGCGUUUCAAGAAAUCCAGAGCAAUUAAUGCUGUGGCAGCUUCCUUAAGAAGUAAAAAGCUCAACAGAAGACAUGUUGGUCUGAGAAUGUAUCAGCUGGCUUAUGAUGCAAGCAUUUGCGUGUUCUGCUUCUUUAAAGCAAAGAUUUAAAUUGCUGGCUUAGUUUGGCUCAAAGAUGCACUGUUCAGUGAUUGUGGGACAUGGUGGUGUUGGUGGGUAAGUCUUGCACCUCUGCAGACAGGGUUGUCGCUGUCCUAACGUGAGUUGGGUGGGUUUGUCCUGUGCCGUGCUGCAUCUGAAUUGUUUCGCUCAGUUGGUGAAAACGUAAAGUGCUUGUAAAUAAGGGUUUGGGUGCACUGGUGGAACCGUGACUGGAAGCCUGCGUUGCACUGAACAGUCUUAGUCAAUGCUGUUCCUUGCAUUAGUACCAAAUUAUUAUUGUUUAAACAACAGCAGCAAAGACUUCUUUGCUGAUGUCAUGGGGCAGAAGAUGAGAGUCAAUUCACUACUGAAAGGUGUAGUGAAUGAAACUAAUCCAUGACAACUGGUUUGCAACAGUGUUAAUAAUCAGUUCUUUUUAUCUUUAAAUGCUUUCUAGAUUUAUAGCACUUAACCACCAUUCUCAGUGCAGACAUCACUAUGGAGUAUCUUAUGUAAGUCUCUUUCCACUCCAUAUUUAUUUUUGCAAAACUGUCUGUAGCGUAGCUCUUCUCCUUCAGUGAAUAAGGUGGUAAACUGGGGGGGGUGGGAGUUGUUUCUAUUUUGUGUUCUGUCAAGCUUGCGUCAAGGGCUUUUCACAAGUACAAUAAUAAAUCCUCAGGUAGUACUGGGAGUCAAUACUUUACCUGUGAGACUGUUGGUCAGACCAGUACUGGAAAGGAGGAAUGUUGUAAUCAGUCAAUAUUUAGUUAUAUUAUUGGAAUCAUGAAAAAUGAGUAUAGAAAAAUGGUAAUAUAUAACGGCUCAUCUGUGUAUUUAAGAUACAGUACGUGAUUGCUUUGUCCCCACUAUUCUCUCCAUCAUCUGGUAGAAUAUUGUUCUAAAGCAACAUUUGUACAUCAUUUGUAUUAAAAUGCAUGUAAAGUC
Molecule: messenger RNA, 3728 nt
Organism: Cygnus atratus (black swan)
Lineage: Eukaryota; Metazoa; Chordata; Aves; Anseriformes; Anatidae
Gene: PTPN1
Product: protein tyrosine phosphatase non-receptor type 1
Exons: 10
Coding region: 470-1558 (362 amino acids)
Biological process (GO): protein dephosphorylation
Molecular function (GO): protein tyrosine phosphatase activity
Source: RefSeq, a predicted model, not a curated record